AUUCACGUAACGUUAACCACGCGUGUAAACAGAGCGGUACCGCCACACUACCACAACAGCUGGUGGAGCUACCCAUACCACAGUGACCAAGAGUGUUGUCGUCGUCUUGUACGCGGUAGCCGAGUUGGCUGAGCGACGCACGCUGUCCGCUCAGUCUUCGCCAUGACUUCGUACGAUCGAGAUCGACGCAUUUGGAGCGGCCCGCGGCAGCCGUGCGUGUUCAACCCGGAGUGCAACUAUGGCCAGAUCGUGAUGAACCUGCUGGAGCGAUCGCCGGACAAGGUGAUCCAGAUCGACGGGGACACCGGCGCAACCAUGACGCGGGCCGAGAUGCGGCUGCGGAUUGUCCGGGCCGCUCAGAAUCUAACCAAACUUGGCUACGGCGUCGGAGACAUCGCGUCGGUGGUGGCGGUCAACUCGGAAAACCUGGCGCCACUGGUUCUGGCCCUGCAGGUCAUCGGCGUCGGGUUCAACGCGCUCGCGCCCAGCUUCGACGCCGACGAAAUGGCCCACAUGAUGCGCCAGACGGAGUCUAAGUUGGUGUUCUGCGACGCGGACAACUACGACACGGUUCAGGUGGCCACACGGAAGGUCGGCUUCGGCGGCCGGAUCUUCGUGAUGGAGAACGCGCCAAACGAGGAGUGCGCGGUGGAUCAGCUGUUUCGGACGACCGGCAUGGAGCAUGUGUUCUACCCAAAGUACUUAGGCGACUCAUACAACCUGAUCGCCAACAUCACCUGCUCAUCCGGAACGACCGGCCUUCCCAAAGGUGUCUGCUACUCCCACGCCCAGACGAUCGCCGGGUUCUGCAAAGUGGCCAACUUCGACGACGGCAUCUGCCUCAACUUCAGCACCCUCUACUGGGGCACCGGCGUGUACGUGCUCAACAUGGCCGUCAUGAACAACUCGACGCGGCUCAUCACGCGGCGCCCCUUCUCGACGGAUCUGUUCUUCGAGUUGAUCCGGAAGUACAAGAUACGGUUUCUGUACACGCCGGCUUCGUACGCCGCGGCCAUCGCCAGUGAUCCCCGGGUGGCCGGCACCGAUCUGACCAGUAUUAAGUUUUGGGCGCUGGGCGCGUCCAACGUAUCGGAGAGCAUCCGUGACACGGUGGACGAGCUGGUGAAGGGGCACGGGAGGUCGUACAACUUUUACGGCACGUCGGAGAGUGGAUUUUUGGCGGCGGAUUUCUUCAAGCGGAAACCGAACGCCGUGGGGAAGGUCGGGACGAACAUGCAGGUCCGGAUACUGGACGAGGACGGGAAUCCGCUGGGGGUGGGGGAGCAGGGCGAGGUUGUGGUGCAGUCGCUGGGGAUCAAGUUUUUGGGUUACUACAAAAACGAGGAAGCCUCCCGGGAAGCCCUGGACAAGGAGGGUUGGUUCCGCACCGGUGACAUCGGAUACUUUGACGAGGAGCAGUACCUGUAUUUGGUGGAUCGCAAGAAGGACAUCUUCAAGUACAUGGGCAACCAGGUGUCUCCGUCGGAGGUGGAAGCGGUUAUUGAAAAACUUCCGGGAGUGCAGCACGUGUGCGUCACCGGACUGCCCAACGAGGACAAAACGUCCGACCUGGUGACGGCGGUCAUUCAGCGGGAACCCGCCGGUCCACAGUUGACGGCCGCCGAGGUGAUCGACCACGUGGCCAAGCAUUUGAGCGAUCCGAAGCACCUGCGAGGGGGUGUGUUCUUCGUGGAGGAGUUUCCAAUGACCACGAAUGGGAAGAUCAUUAGAAGGAAGGUUCGGCAGAUGUUGCUGGACGGUGUCAUUAAUUAGGGUAGAGUAAGGUGAAAGGUCAUUAGGUCAUUCAUUUUGUAAUACUAAUUUUGUGAAAAUCAUGUACUGGUCAUAAUAGAUUGUAAUUGUUUACGAAAUAAAAAAGGAAUAUUAUCUAAA
Culex pipiens pallens (northern house mosquito) is the source of this 1893-nucleotide messenger RNA. RefSeq lists its product as uncharacterized. Gene Ontology annotation, molecular function: long-chain fatty acid-CoA ligase activity. Bases 163 to 1773 code for a protein of 536 amino acids. The record is from RefSeq and is a predicted model, not a curated record. Gene Ontology annotation, biological process: fatty-acyl-CoA biosynthetic process; long-chain fatty acid metabolic process. NCBI's taxonomy places the organism in Eukaryota, Metazoa, Arthropoda, Insecta, Diptera, Culicidae. The transcript is spliced from 4 exons.